Molecule: messenger RNA, 1295 nt
Organism: Clunio marinus
Lineage: Eukaryota; Metazoa; Arthropoda; Insecta; Diptera; Chironomidae
Source: the annotation of a GenBank genome assembly
GAGUGUUUAGGAAAAAUUCGAGUAGUAAAGGUGAAAAAAUGCCAAACAUACGAAUUUUAUCAAAAAGUUUACAAAGAAAGGCAAUAGAAGAGUUGAGUGAGAUUCCCGAAAACAUAAGCCAUGAGAUUGAUGAAGUCAAAAGGAUGCUUCAACGUUUGCCGCAUCUCCGAUCACGUUUGGAUGACCAAUUUCUAAUUACGUUUUUACGAGGUGCCAGACAUGACAUCAACAGAACUGUAAGAAAGAUUGAAAUGUUUUAUACUUGUCGCACGUCACUUCCGGAAUUAAUGCUGGGCCGCGAUCCUCUCGAUCCGAAAAUUCUUGAAAUUAUCCGACUAGGAAUUGGACUUCCAUUGCCACUUACUGAUAAACCCGACAGUCCAAGGGUCAUUUUGAUUCGCCCUGGUGCGUAUGAUGCAACACGAUAUCGAAUGAUUGAUAUCAUGAAGGUUGCAAACAUGAUUUGUGAUAUUUUGUUGAUAGAAGACGACAACUUAGUCAUUUCCGGUGAAGUUGCUGUUGUAGAUUUCAAAUACGUUACAAAAAGUCAUUUGCUGCAGUUAGAUCCAUUGCUGGUUAAGAAACUCGCUGUGCUGAAUCAAGAAGGUUCGCCAUUGAAACAGAAAGGAAUUCAUUACGUUUACACACCAAUUGGAUAUCGAAUGAUUGAUAUCAUGAAGGUUGCAAACAUGAUUUGUGAUAUUUUGUUGAUAGAAGACGACAACUUAGUCAUUUCCGGUGAAGUUGCUGUUGUAGAUUUCAAAUACGUUACAAAAAGUCAUUUGCUGCAGUUAGAUCCAUUGCUGGUUAAGAAACUCGCUGUGCUGAAUCAAGAAGGUUCGCCAUUGAAACAGAAAGGAAUACAUUACGUUUACACGCCACCUGGCUUUGAUGUUGUCUUUAACCUCUUCAAAAGCAUCAUGCAGUCAAAUAAUCUGCAGUCGGAAGAUCAUCCAAUGGAAAUUGUUAUUCAUCCAAGAACUCACGAAACACUUUUCGAUCAUCUCUCACCAAGAAUCCUACCGACCGAGUAUGGUGGAGGUUCAGGUCCACUUGAAGCGAUGAUUAAGUUUUGGGAACAUAAAUUGAUUUCCUAUCGUGAUUACUUUCUUGCUGAUGGACAGUUUGGUACGAAUGAAUCAUUACGACCAGCAGAAUAUCGUCAUCACCACACAGAUUUUGUAAGAACUCAUUUCGAUUAGACUUAAGGUUUUAAUUUCGAUAAAUAUCUCGUGAUUUAUUUUUGUUAUUCUUUUUAUUUUCUGUUUUUGGGUUGCAAAUAAAUUUCCAUUGAC